Molecule: messenger RNA, 959 nt
Organism: Electrophorus electricus (electric eel)
Lineage: Eukaryota; Metazoa; Chordata; Actinopteri; Gymnotiformes; Gymnotidae
Gene: b2ml
Product: beta-2-microglobulin, like
Source: RefSeq, a predicted model, not a curated record
AACUAACUUCAUGCAAUCAAGACCAGCGAGGUCAAUUUUGGCAUUUCCUACUGGUUCUAAAUUCGGGGCGGAGCCGAGAAGCUGCACUUUCACUUUAUGUAGUGUCCGUGUUAGAGGAGCACUGGAAGAGUCCGCGAAAUCUCCGACGCUAUUGCAGUUUUAUUUCACCGUCCGUAGCAGUCAGUCCCUCCGGAGAGAUCAUGCAUCCGCUCUUUUCCUUCGUGGUGCUGGCUGUCCUGAGCGCCAGUUCCCUCGCAAAACAAUCCUCCCCCAAAGUGCAGGUCUACAGCCGCAAACCCGGAGAGUUUGGCAAGGAAAACGUGCUGAUCUGCCAUGCAAGUGACUUCCACCCCCCGGACAUCUCCCUGGACUUGCUGAAGAACGGGAUCCUCAUGAGCAAUACCAAGCAGACAGACCUGGCUUUUGAGCAGGGUUGGAAGUUCCACCUUACCAAGACUGUACCCUUCAACCCCAGUGCUCACGACGUAUAUACCUGCAGAGUCCGACACAUGACGGACGAAAAGACCUACACGUGGGAACCCGACAUGUAAACAUCCAUGCGUGUGGUUCCAGUUGGACAUAUUUUACCUUCCAUGUUUUGGGCCAAAACAUUUGUUUUUGGCCAUAAAGUUUAAUACCUGAAAGAUUGGAUCUUUUAUUAGAGACUGGAUCUUUUAUCCAUGCCAUCAUGCUGUUCUGGAACUUUCUUUAAUCAAGCAUUUUUAUUUUUCACUAGUUUCUUUGAGAGGCACCUGAUUUUGGAAACUUUUUUUAUUGAAAAUUUGUGGAAAAGUAGAUUUAUUUGGCUGUGCGAAUGAUCAUUGUGCAUUGUGUGUCCCGUCUGUAGCUCAGAGAGGUAGUGUACUUGGAGUUUCCAUCUUACUUUUGCCUACCUUUCUUUGUCUUUCUGAUCUACCACUUUGGUAAAGUAUAUAUUUUUAGAAGAUUGCAGUUUUUCU